Molecule: messenger RNA, 704 nt
Organism: Marchantia polymorpha subsp. ruderalis
Lineage: Eukaryota; Viridiplantae; Streptophyta; Marchantiopsida; Marchantiales; Marchantiaceae
Source: the annotation of a GenBank genome assembly
GCGUCCGGGUAUCUAUCUGGUCCUCGAUCCCUAGAGAGGACGGCCUUCCGCGAGCAGAACGGAGAGGAUGCUCGCCAAGCGGGACGAGGCAGGGUCCUCUGCCAAGGACCUUCCUGCUGGUUGGUAUGCGAAAGGACCUGGCCUGCUGCUGAUGCUGCUGUUCGACUUGCGGCCGUCCCACUGUUGGUUCCGAGACCUAAGUGAGUGUCUAGAGUUCCUGCCGCUGCUCGACGUUGUGUCCAUGCGUCACCUUUUCUCCUCUCGGGAGGGAACAACUCCAUCUCUCUGUGGCGCUCGAUUCUGACAAGACUGUUUGUGGACGACAAGGCGAAACGAGUGUUUCUGACAGUUUGACUUGGCGCUUCCUUGUUCGUUGCAUCACCGCUUUUCCGAGCCAGACUGAUCGCGGGGUGACGAGAAAUUGCCUGAAAUGCUGACUCCCCUUUUUCAGCUCUCAAAUCGCUUUUAAUCGAGUCUUAUUAGGCAGUCUUAUUAGGAAAGGUGAUGCCUCUGUUUUAUCGGUCACCUCGGCCGGAUAGGAGUUUUGUGGAAAAGCAGUGUCAUGCUGUUGAAGAUCCCUGGACUAUUGGAUUUUGUUCUUCUCGACCUUUCUGUUCUUUAUAUCUUUCCCUAUAUCUUCUCCUGGGCCCUUCUAUGCUUUGCGGAACACAUGUCUGCGCCUUGUUUUUGUAAAAGAUAGACGU